Messenger RNA from Vespa velutina, 4941 nucleotides. RefSeq names its product fatty acid synthase-like. Gene Ontology annotation, biological process: fatty acid biosynthetic process. Lineage: Eukaryota; Metazoa; Arthropoda; Insecta; Hymenoptera; Vespidae. Gene Ontology annotation, molecular function: 3-oxoacyl-[acyl-carrier-protein] synthase activity; fatty acid synthase activity. The record is from RefSeq and is a predicted model, not a curated record.
UUUCUAUUUCAGACAAACGAAUAUAAAAUAUAACAUCAUGAAUGAGUUUAAGGAGCUAAAGAAAUCGUACAAAUUUUUCAAAUAUGCCGAUCCAGAACCAGGUGAAGAAGUUGUUAUUUCAGGAAUCGCUGGUAGAUUUCCAAAAUCAGACAAUUUGUACGAAUUGAAAUAUAAUAUUUUUAAUCGCAAAGAUUGCAUCACGGAUGAAGGAAUAGAUACAAAGCAUUUAGAAAUUCCACGACGAAUGGGGAAAAUUAACAAUAUUGAGAAAUUCGAUGCAUUAUUUUUUGACGUCGAUUUUAAAGAAGCACAUACUAUGGAUCCUAUGGGAAGAAUAUUGUUCGAACAUACUUAUGAAGCUAUUGUAGAUGCUGGAAUUCAUCCAAAAGAUCUUCGUGGAACGAGGACAGGUGUAUUCUUGGGUUCAUGCUUUUCCGAUGCCGAGAAAACUUGGUUCUACGAAAAACUCCAGGCAAAUGGCCUUGGUUUCAUAAGCUGUAGUAAAGCUUUUAUGGCCAACAGAAUUUCGCAUUGGUUGGGUGUCACUGGACCAACAUAUAACAUCGAUACCGCGUGCAGUUCAAGCCUUUUUGCAAUGGAACAUGCAUAUAGGGCUAUACAUAACGGACAAUGCGAUUACGCGAUCGUCGGUGGAUCAAAUCUUUGCCUUCAUCCAUACGUAACAUUGCAAUUUAAAAAUUUAGGAACAUUGUCUGAGGAUGGUCGUUGCAAGUGUUUCGACGAAGAUGCAGAUGGUUACGUGCGCAGCGAAGCCGUAGUUGUUGCAUUUCUGCAAAAAAAAAAAAAUGCUAAAAGAAUCUAUGCAACAGUUAUCCAUGCGAAAACAAAUUGCGAUGGAUAUAAGGAACAGGGAAUAACAUUUCCUUCUAGCCAAAUUCAGAGUACUCUUACCAAAGAAUUCUACGAUGAAUGCGGUGUACCAACAGCUUGUAUACCUUACAUCGAAGCUCAUGGUACAGGAACUAAAGUUGGUGAUCCUGAAGAAAUAAAUGCUAUAGAUCAGAUUUUUACCAAAAACAGAACCAAUCCUCUUAAAAUCGGUUCCAUCAAAUCAAAUUUGGGUCAUACUGAACCAGUCAGUGGAAUGUGCUCCAUUGCCAAGGCGAUAAUAUCGAUGGAGUCAGGUCUAAUACCCCCAAAUAUUAAUCUUAAUCAACUACGCAAAAACGUGAAAGCUUUUACAGAAGGGAGAAUCAUGCCUGUUACCGAAACGUCUCCGCUUGAUGGGGAAUAUAUAGCCAUUAAUUCUUUCGGUUUUGGUGGUGCUAAUGCUCACGUCUUACUGAAAUCAAAUCCAAAAACAAAGAUCAAUAAAGGAUUGCCAGAUGACGAUUUGCCAAGACUCGUAGCAGUUUCUGGACGUACCGAAGAAGCAGUAGUAACCAUAUUAAAUGAUAUCGAUAAUCGACACAUAGACGUUGAAUUUAUUCGUCUCCUUCAUGAUAUCCACCUCAAAGAAAUAUCAGGUCAUUUAUGUCGGGGAUACACGAUAACUGGUUUUAAAUCGCUUGACAAGAAACUGAGAGAGAUUGAAAACUAUUCUGGUAUAAAAAAACCAAUAUUGUUUGUUUUUUCUGGAAUGGGGACGCAGUGGUCUGGAAUGGGUCAAGUCCUGAUGAGAUUCCCAACAUUUGCCAAAGCAAUAGAGAAAUGCGAUGCUGUAUUAAAGCAAUGUAAUUUGAAUAUUUAUAAAAUUUUAACUGAAAAAGACAAUACCAUGUUCGACAAUAUCUUGCACUCGAUCGUUGGAACUGCUGCGGUUCAGAUCGGCUUGGUAGAUCUUCUAACUUCCGUAGGUGUAGUACCGGACUACGUCAUCGGAUAUUCCGUUGGUGAACUUGCUUGUGCUUACGCAGAUGGAUGUUUUACAGCAGAGGAAAUGAUAUUAGCAGCAUAUUCGCGAGGAAUGGCUUUGAUAGAAACAGAAAUACCUCACGGUUCUAUGGCAACGGUAGGGCUUUCCUAUGAAGACAUUAAAAAUUGCUGUCCUGCUGAUAUCGAUAUCGCAUGUCACAAUGGAACUGAAAGUACAACUAUUAGCGGACCGACCACUUCUGUGAAGGCAUUCGUUAAAAAAUUACAGAAAACUGAAGUUAUCGUCGAAGAGAUGUCGUGCAAUAAUAUACCUUAUCACAGCCGUUAUAUCGCAGCAGUUGGAUCGAAACUUUGUGUACAUUUAAAAAAAGUGAUACCAGUAGCGAAGCCACGAAGUAACAAAUGGCUCAGUACAUCUGUGCCACGAAAAGCGUGGUCGACAUCAGCCGCAAAACUCUCGUCAGCUGAGUAUCAUACCAAUAACCUGUUGAAACCAGUACUGUUUGAGGAAACAUUAGCUCUGAUUCCCGACAAUGUUGUGACGAUUGAAAUUGGAUUGGAAAAUUUACUACAAGAGACUUUAAGAAAAUCAUUGCAACCAACCGUAAGGAAUAUUGCAUUAAAUCAUCUAAGAGAUAAAGAUAACGUGAUCAUUUUUCUACAAGCAUUAGGGAAGCUUUAUAACAGCGGUAUACAGCUUGAUCUUGCUAAAUUAUAUCCACACGUAGAAUAUCCGGUCAGUCGAGGUACUCCAAUGAUAUCCCCACUCAUUAGAUGGAAACAUUCAGACGACUGGUUUGUGGCAAAUUACAAAAGACAAGAGAGAAUUGAUUCUGGCGAACGAAUAUUUGAAAUAUCGGUCGAUUAUGAAGAAUUUCAUUACGUUAUUGGUAACGUGGUCGAUGGCAGAAAUUUGUUUCCAGCGACAGGAUAUUUAUGUUUGGUUUGGCAAACUUUCGGCAUGAUCAUAGGACAAUUGUACACGGAAUUAUCUGUUGUCAUUGAAAAUAUAAAGUUUAAUCGAGCUACCACCAUUCCGAAAGAACGCAAAAUUGAAAUGAUCGUCAUGAUUCAAAAAGCAGUGGUAACUUCGAAGUGAUCGAAGGUGGUCUUGCUAUUGUUACUGGAAUGAUUCGUGUUGCAACAAACUUAUCGAAGAAGAUAAUACCCCUUGAUCUAAUCAAAGCAAAUGUUGGCAAUGAGAAGGAAGAAUUAGAUUCGAAAGAUAUCUAUAAAGAGUUGAAGCUACGUGGUUACCAAUAUAGCGGCCUCUUUCGAAGUUUACACAGUGCCUCAGUUUCGGGAAAAAAAAGACAUGUCGAGUGGAAAAAAAAUUGGGUAGCAUUUAUGGAUAACUUAUAGCAAAUGAAAAUACUCGCUUUAGAUACCCGAGGUUUAUUCGUACCGACUGGAAUUCGAAAAUUGAUAAUAGAUACUAAAGCUCAUCAACGAUAUCUGCAAAGAUUGACAACCAAUAAAAAAGAUAAAUAAUUAUUUUUAAUGCAAAGUGAAGCUAUAUAGCAAAUUCCUUUAUAUUUAAUAAUAUUAUUUCAGAUGUACCUGUACAAUUACUAGAGUAUAUUUGAUGUGAUUGUAACAGAAGGUGUAGAAAUUCAUAAUAUUAAGGCCAGUGAGAUUGCUCGGAAGAAAUCUGUCAGUGAUCCAAUUAUCGAAGAACAUAAAUUCAUUGCUUAUCGUCAAAAAAGGGAAAUGUCAUUACGCGAAAUAUUAACGUUAUCCAUGCAUAUUACUCUUAAGAAUAUACCAAUGACGAAAGUGAAAACAAUUGAACUUAUUGAAGAUAAUAACAAUAUACCAGCAGAGAAACAGAUAUCUCCAUUGUUGAGAGAUAUUCUAGUCGAUUUACCUUCGAUUCAAGCAAGCAUUAAUAUUUUUGCACCACCAAAUAACUUUGACGAAGGAGACAUUCUUAAAAAUGUUGAAAUUUUAGAAUCGACAAAAUUACGAACAGAUGAUAUAGCAAUAUUAGCAAUUGGAUGUUGCUUAUUAACCAAUGAAAAACAGGAAAGUUUAAAACAACUUUUAAAAUCUACAAAAGAUGGAGCUUUCCUUUUAUCACGCGAAAAGGAAAAUAUACCAUUGGACUAUUCUGUUCUAAAGGAAUUUCUAUUAGGUUUAGUUUUAGAGAAACGUACUUCCGAGGAAUCGUGGAUAUUGUUACGGAAGAUCGAGAAAAUUUCGGAAAAUAUUCUAUUUAUUAAUGUUAGGAGCAAUGAAUUUAACUGGUUGAAAGAAGUACAGAAUGUGCUUGCCAAUGAAACCAGAAGAUAACACUAGAGUAAUACUUGUUGAGGAAGGAAACUUUGAAUCUGGUCUUUUAGGAUUCAUUAAUUGGUUACAGAAAGAACCUGGAGGCAGAAUCUUCCGAGCUGUUCUAAUUCAGGAUCUUAAAGCUCCGAAAUUUUCUUUAGAAUUAUCCCUUUAUUCGGAACAACUCGAAACCGACCUUGUCAUUAAUGUUUUACGAUCAGGAAACGUUUGAAGAUCAUAUAGGCAUCAACCACUUCCAUCUCGUGAACCAAAGCUUAUGUACCAUGGCUUCGUUAAUCAAUUGAUAUUCACGCGGAGAUUUAAGUUCGUUACGAUGGCUCGAAGGACCAAUUACGAAAGAUUAUCAAAAGGAAGAUCUUGUUCACAUCCAUUAUGCAUCGUUGAACUUUAAAGACGUGAUGUUGGCAACAGGUAAAAUAGAAUUAAUUGUGUUUCAACUGGACAGAAAAGAUGUUGUCUAUGUAUUUGGAUUUGAAUAUAGCGGAAUCAGUAUUGAUGGUCGACGUAUUAUGGGACUUAAUCCAAACAAAUGCAUAUCAAAUCUUUUCCAAAUGGACGAAAUUUUUCUUGGACCAUACCUGAAAGUUGGAGUUUGGAAGAUCCAGCGACAGUACCAUGCGUAUUUUCCACAUGUAUUGGUGCGGUUUAUAUUAACGGAGAAAUGAAAAAGGGUGAUAGAAUACUUAUUCACUCUGGUGGUGGUGACGUUGGUCAAACCGCGAUUACCUUAGCUCUUUAAGAAGGCUCUGAAGUAUUUACUACCGUUGGUACACCAGAAAAACGUAAAUUUAUUAAAGAAACAUUUCUCAGUAU